UUCUUUAAAUUAUUUGAGGAUAUGGUUUUGGAUAAAUUUGUUGAUAGAAAAUUUUAUCAACACAGUGGAUUUUCUAAUUUGAACGGCAGCAAAAAUAGCGGAAAUGUUGAUAGCAAUACAAAUAAUAAUACUUCAUUCGCUUCCUUUUCAACUGUUACAGGAUUUCCGAACAAUUUUCGAUCUGGCUUUAAUAACAAUGGUCCUUAUCAACAGAGGGCAAUACUUUUACAAAGUCCAACUAAAUCUUUGGAUGACUUUGGGGUUGAAAGAAGAUCACCUUCUAUUCAGAGAUGUAGCGGUGGUUUAAUUUCUUGUUGUGAGCCAACAUUAACAGCAGUUGUUGCUUCUACAUGUGGGAAUCCUGCACUUUGUGAUCCAAAUGAUGAACAUCAUCAACGACUUUUUUCUCCAAUAAUUCAGCUAGAAGAAAACACAUUAAUGAGUGAACACUCAAAUGAACCAUCAGAAAUUCGUUUUAAUGAUCAUGCCUUUUCAAUUCUUCAACAAAUGGAGAAUGAAUCUAAAAGGCCACAUGUCCUCUCACCUGUCCGUUCUAUAUCCGUUCUCGAGGCUGGCAUUAGCAACCUUGAACAACAACCAGCACCUAUUAGGCGUUAUCGACCAUUUUCUCCCCAUUCUUCGGGAAAGUCAAACCAACAGCAAAGACCAAAAAUAGCAGAUCGUCGCCGUUCGUCUGCUACGGUUCCAUUGGCCCGCUCGAAAGAAGAAUUGGAAAAUUUACUCGUCCGUAGUGUUCUUGUUGAAGCGGGGAUUGGUUCAGAAUUUAGUUCUGUUGGACGUCUUAAACCACAUUUGGUUUGUCCACAUGGUUUUCAAAAUUUUUUAGAAGUACCUUCGACACAUAUGCUCGUUUUUGGUAAUAAUAAUAACCAAAUAUUGACAAAUUCAAGCCUACGAACAAGUGUUCCACCUUUAGCACCAAAAUCUUCAACAGCUUUUGUAGUUACUAGCAGGCAAAGACGGCAAACAAUUGUAACAACUUCAACUAUUCAUAACGAGGAACAGAUACAAGUUCCUGUUGAAAUUGGAACUUCCCUCUCUUUGGAUGAUUCUUUAAUUAAUUCUGUAGGUGCCAAAAACCGAGAUGCAUUGGUUAAUUCAAAUAAUUCAUUUGUCUCUUCCGAAGAAUGUACUGAAAGCAGAAACUCUCAAAAGAUGCGCAGAGUUAGAAACGAAGGAGAUAUUAUCAAUGAAACCGUUACUUUUGCACAAAUCCCAUGUUCUUAUAAAGGCUGUCAGAAAACAUUUUCAAAUAAAAGUUCAAUGCGCAAACAUCUCCAAAUUCAUGGGCCCAGACAACACGUUUGUCAGCAAUGUCAUCGUUCAUUUAUAGAACGUUCUAAAUUAAAAAGACACUUACUGGUCCAUUCGGGCGAGAAGCCAUUUGUUUGCAAUUUUGAAGGAUGUACUAAGCGAUUUUCUCUUGAUUUCAAUUUACGAACACAUAUUCGGACAGUUCACACAAACGAUUCAGCAUAUCCUCGACAUAAAUCUAAAGGAACUUCAACAAAAUUUAGAGAGACGAGAGGUGAUGGUUUACCAAAACAGAAGCAGCAAGGAUCCGGUAUAUAUUUAACUUAAAGAUUUGCCCAAUGUCGGAUUUCGGAAGGGAGUAUAUAUUAGUGUGCGCUAAUCCUUUCGUCUAAACGCUAAAUUUUCACAAAUUCCAUGUUUUACAUUUUAUAAUCUUACAGCUAAAGAGGAAUUUUAUUUUUUAAAUUAUUCUCAUCCCCCCUUCUCCAACUACAACCCCAAGCUUCCAGAAUACGUCAUUGUU
Messenger RNA from Meloidogyne enterolobii, 1798 nucleotides. Lineage: Eukaryota; Metazoa; Nematoda; Chromadorea; Rhabditida; Meloidogynidae. The record is from the annotation of a GenBank genome assembly.